AGAAUAACAGAGAAUGAAGAAAAAAAAUUAUAUCACCUACCAAACAGAAAAGUCAAAGCUGGAGCAGGAAAAUUAUAGAUCUGAUUCUUACUUGUCAUCUACAAACGUUAAAUAAAGGCGAGCCCCACCUUUUAAGCAAAAGAAAGGGGGAGGGAUGGGAAAUAAUCAAAGUGAUUUUUUUAAGUGAAGUUAAGAUAAGUUUACAAAGGUGUUUAUACAAAAAUAUUAUGUAAAAAAAAUUAGUAAUUUUGAAAACUAAGUCGGGUGUACGAGGUUAACGCUCUGAAAUAAUCAAAAAAUCCGCGUGACACAUUUUUAUAAGUAUGCUCUGCUAUUAUGUUGAGAAUACGUUGAGAAUAAAAAUAAAUAAAAAACGAGAUUAAAAUCGUAAAUUUAUGAGAAUAAAGUUGGACAUUUAUAAGAAAAAAACACGUAUAUGUGCGAUGAAAGACGUAUAUUUACGGGGAAAAAACGAGAAAAAAAACUCGUCUUACUUACGCAUCGUGUCCUGUCAAAUAAAUUCUGUUUAUCUCGGUGAGUUUGAAAGACGAAGUCCCUUCCAACCCUCCUCUCAAUGUAGCCCUAAUACUAAUGUGCAUGUGUGUAAAACACGUGGAUAAACGUACUAUCUACUUUCAUGUAAUUUUAUGACAAUUUUACUCCUAUUUGUACAUUUAUAUCAACGUUUACACAACGCAAACCUGUAGGUGAUACAGUACAUGCAACAUUUAUUGAAUCGGGUCCCCAAAUCUAAUCGUAAUACUGUACAUGAAUGUAGAGGAUGUUUGGUUUGAACCUCUUGGCUCGCCGUAUUGUGUACAAAUAGCUAAGACAAGACUAGCUUAGCUAUUUGGACGGUACUACUUAGCUAAAUGGGGACAGUUUUUGAAAUACUGCGCGUUUAAGCAAAUAUUUACACUAUUUGACAUGACAUGCAUAAAAUUGACAUUUAGUCUCGCUCUAUCUGAAUAGCAUUUGUGAUGUUUUAGCAUGGACCUUAGGUUAGACGCUAGCAGCGUUAGUUAGCCGUUAGCUCCAGUAUCUCCAGUAUCUCCACAGCCGGUGAAUCAUGAUGGAGGCGGAGGAGCUGCGGCCCGUACCCCGGGAGAGAGCCAUCCUGGAGAGUUUCUUCACGCAGCUCGGCAUGUUCUCUUUCGACAGAGCCAAAGAUUACGUGGAGAAGGAGAAGGACGGCAGCGGGAAGAGCACCGGGGGCAUGUGGGCCGCUCUGCUGGCUGCUCUUGCGCAUCUCGCUGCUGCGGAGAAGGCGUACCACCAUUUAACCUUCCUGGGACAGAAGAUGGGCAGCCAGUCCUUCUUCAGCCGUAAAGACUCAAUCCGCACCAUAUACAGCUCCCUUAACAACGAGCUGAAAAAAGUCAUCACCGGGGGGCGCCACGCUCAGCCGGGAUCUGCUUCCUACCUGGAGGACCUGCUGCAGCAUCUGUCAGAGCAGCUCUGCCACUUCACGCAGGCACGCACGGAGAUGGCUGACCUGUAUGAGAAGAUGUACUUGCUCGGCAGCCAGAAGAACAUCAACUCGGAGGAGCUGGUUGCCACCCUGGAGGCCGUGCUGCACAAAUACAGCUCCAAGUUCCAUCACCCAAUCUUGGGUCGUGUGGAGGAAGGUUUCCAGACGGAGGUGGAUGUUGUGACCCAGUUGCUGCGGUGCCAGGCUCAGGUGUCAGAAUGGCACUUCCUGCCCGCUCUGCUCAGCCUCCACAGCGCCAACACCAAGCUAGUGGCCUGGGGUCAACUCUUGCAGCGUCAAAAGGAGACCCGCAAGAACCUUUUCGGCGGUCAGUCCCAAAAGACGGUACAGCCUCCGCACCUGUACGUGUGGCUGCAGCGUUUCCACGGCACGCUGCUGGCAAAGUUCAGCUUCUAUUUCCACGAAGCCCUGAGCCGACAGACAACAUCGGCGGACAUGAGGACGUUGACGGCACGCACUGUGACCGACUACUACGGCAAGAUCUGCGCGUUCAUUCGCAAAUAUGAUGCCAGCAACGUGUCACUGGUGUUUGACAACCGCGGCUCCGAGAGCUUCCAGGGUCACGGUUACCACCACCCACACUCGUAUAGAGAAGCUCCAAAAGGCGUGGAGCAGUUCCCUGCCGUGGUGUCCCUGCCCUCAGGUGAACGGCCGCUCACACACUGGCCCAAUGUCAUCAUGAUGAUGGGAGACCGCGCCGCCGAGCUCAACACUCUGGACAAGGUGGUGCACUUCUUUGACGACAAGGUUCAGAGCACCUACUACCUGACGAGACCUGAAAUGCACUUCACACUGGUUGUCAUCUUCGAGGGCAGGAAAUCAGAGAAGGACCUGCACAUCGCCGCCUUCCUGCAGGAGAUUUCAGGCUUGCUGCGGAACUCAAAGCCCUUCAGUACACUCAAGCCCGGGUCCAAGGGUUGAUGUUUAAAAACUCAGUCUGGCAAAGAUUCAAACAUUUGAAUGAAGUGGACCGUAGAAACAACACUUCGACCUAGUCUUUGUUCUGCAGUUCACCGGAUUAAUGUCGAGACCAAGACCAUUUUAUUUUAUGUUCAGAUUAGAAGUUUUUUUUUUGUUUGUUUGUUUUUUAAUUGACAGAGAUUUUAUCCUUUGUUUUGCACCAAUUACUGUUUUAACAGGUGUUCAUUUUAAAAGUUUAGAGUACAAUUAAACUAAUAAAGUUGAUUAUUUUCUGAGUUCUUUCACCUAAA
Molecule: messenger RNA, 2703 nt
Organism: Cynoglossus semilaevis (tongue sole)
Lineage: Eukaryota; Metazoa; Chordata; Actinopteri; Pleuronectiformes; Cynoglossidae
Gene: kics2
Product: KICSTOR subunit 2
Exons: 4
Coding region: 1070-2413 (447 amino acids)
Biological process (GO): cellular response to glucose starvation; negative regulation of TORC1 signaling; protein localization to lysosome
Cellular component (GO): KICSTOR complex
Source: RefSeq, a predicted model, not a curated record